Messenger RNA from Meleagris gallopavo (turkey), 983 nucleotides. The record is from RefSeq and is a predicted model, not a curated record. NCBI's taxonomy places the organism in Eukaryota, Metazoa, Chordata, Aves, Galliformes, Phasianidae.
AUGAAAGGAACUGGCAUAAAUCAGGUGAUGAAGAAAAGCAACCCAGGACUACCAACAGCAGUUAAUAUAACUUGGUCUUCAAUCAAUUUUAAAACCAUACUGAAGUGGCAACCAAAACCAUCGGGUUACUUCUACACCGUAGAAAUACAUGGGGAGACGUCUGAUACCAGAAAAAAAUGCAUAAUGACUACAGAAACAGAGUGUGAUGUUACUGAUGCACUCCGGAAUGUAAAGGAGACCUAUACAGCACAUAUAUUAUCUGUAAAAUCCUUGGUGGAGGAUAACUUUGAAGAACCACUUUUUGCAAGCUCUGAAAAAUUCACACCUUAUAAUCAGACUAUUAUUGGAAAACCAGAGAUCCAACACUACACGCAAGAAGAUUCCAAACUGAAUGUUGUGUUUCGAGAUCCACUUACGCCAUAUAUGUUUUCUAAUGGAAGCUUUCAAAGCGUUCGAGAUAUUUUCAAACACGACCUGGAAUACAAACUCUAUUACUGGAAAGAUCAAAGUUCUGGAAAGAAAGAUGCAACAACAAAAAGCCAUAUGUUUGAUAUAAGUGUUGACAACAAAAAUAACUAUUGCUUCUACGUACAGGGAAUCAUUCCCUCUCGCAGAGAAAAUCGUAAUGGACAAGAAAGCAUGGUGCUUUGUACCACUAUAGAAAGAACUAUUUUAGAUGAAUAUGGAGCAGAAGUCUUUAUCAUCAUAGCAGUGUUAGCAAUUGCAGUCCUUGCUCUCACCAUUGUCCUAGCAGUGAUCCUGUGUAAACGCAAGAAAGCAAAACCUGCAAGAGAAAAAGAACCACUUAACGGUGUCUAAGGAAAAACUAUUGUGGAUACUCAUGGAAGACACAAAGGCAAGAAAAAAAGAUGGAGCCUUUAGUCUCUCUGGUACAGGAAAUUUGAAGCUAAAACUUUUGGUGGACUCAAAGAUCCAUUAGACAGUGACAGAUUAAAAAAAAAAGCCACAGAUACCAAGAAGCC